Messenger RNA from Parascedosporium putredinis, 1926 nucleotides. Lineage: Eukaryota; Fungi; Ascomycota; Sordariomycetes; Microascales; Microascaceae. The record is from the annotation of a GenBank genome assembly.
AUGGACCAGGCGGAUAUUCCUGCCUUGCUGGCACGCCUGGCUAGUGACGAGGACACGGCACGCAAAAUGGCCGUCUUCAAGCUCCAGACAUCCAUCAACGACCCGGCUUUCGCAGACGUCUUCAUCUCUUCUGGCGGCCUCAUCAUCCUGCGCCGGCUGAUCAUGAGUACCGGCGGAAACACACUAGCGUACUCGUUGCAGAGCCUGAGCAGGCUGCUCGAAGUUGACAUGGGCUGGGACAUCUUCGAAGGCCCCACCGCAGGCGACCUGGUCGAGCGCAUAGUCGAACUCAUCGUAACGAACCCACUCGUCAACAUUCUCCGAGGCGCCAUGUCCAUCUUGGUCGCGCUUGUCAGCCACUCGCAGUCUGGCCCCGCGCUGUCUCCCGCGCCCCCGGCAGCUAUGGCUUCCCUGCAGUCCGCCGACCACGCCCUCUGCGCCAAUGCGCUCAUGCUCAUCAACGCCCUCAUACGAGACGCGGUUGCCAAUGACGGUGGUAACUCGGCUGCGGUUGCAAAGGGCGCCGUUCCCGUGCCAGGAGAGGAAUGGUCCAAAUUUAUCAAGCGCCUGCAAGAUCUAGGCCUCAUCAAGGCGGUCUACAAUCUGAUGCAGAGCUCGGCCCUGCAGGACCUGGCACACCCCUUACUCGAGUUCCAGUCCCUGACCAAGGUCCUGCUAAGGAAAUGGCGCGAGGGGAGCAGACGCCACAACCCCGAGAAGUGGAGGCGGCUUGGAUUCGAGUCGGAGAGCCCCGCGCAGGAGUUUGAUGUAUCGGGCUUUCUCGGCAUGAUGGACCUUACGGAUUACGUGAGGAAAAACGAGGACGGGUUCCAGAAACUACUUCUCGAGCAGUCGGCUAGGCCCUUACGGGAGAGGUGCCCCGUUGCGCGAGCCAGUCUCGCAGUGACCAUGACCCUCUAUCAGCAUUUCGAGGUAGACAAGGUUGAGCUGGAAGAUCCCAAAGGCUACCAGCUCCUCGGCGAUAUUAAGAACAACGACGGCCUCUUCCGGCCCUUGCUCCUCCAGUGGUCUCGACUGCACACGGCCGGCUUGCACGCCUUCUUCCGCAUCUGGAAGGCAACCAUGGCCGAGCUCAACGACUUUGAAAAGACAAAGGAUGUGCUCGAGGUUGAGGACGACCUCAUGGAAUACGACUGCGGCCGGUUGAGGGAAUUGCAGAUGGAACUUCUCGAAUUGUCAUUCGAAGACAAUUGGGGCCUGCAUCUCCAACAGGUCCGCGACGAACUAAAGAACGAGGCGCUUCAGUUUGUCAAAGAGCAGCGCGUCCGCUGCCUACUCGAGGGCUCGUGGUUCUACAGGCCCACCCCGAAACGCUCCAACGUGUCGGAAGACCAGGCGAUGAGGCGCAAGGGCUUCACACUGACACCGUGGAGAUUUGCCAGGCUCUCGCACAACAAGCGCUUCUUGCACUACGCCGACUUUGCGGACAAGGUCCCCAUUGAGCCGGCUUUGGACUCGCUGACAGAAAAGGUCGACCUGUCCACCAUCAGCUCCGUGGUCUCCAAUGUGUCGGCGCCCAACGACGAUGCCAGGAGUGCCACGAGCAUCUCCACGGCCAAGACGCCCCCAACGAAGCCCACUACCAAGAUUACCGUGUAUUCCUUUACCAACCCGAGCGAGGCAGGGACCAGCGCCGAUGGCGCGGACGAAGAGAAACCAAUCCUCACACUCUACCCCACCACCCACAGCCUGGCGUCUGAGUGGCUCGACGGCCUCUUGAUGCUCCUCAACCAGGCGCCUAUCACGGCCGAGACGAACAAGCUCGUGUACCUUGUGAGCGAGUACGGCCUCAAGAUCCGGCUGCUAAACGUUCGUUUCGAAGCGGCAUACAACGGCCCACCACCGGGGGCCGGCGCAAUCCCUAGCCGAGAGGGACUGGAUGAAGAUUACUACUACGAAGUGUAA